Molecule: messenger RNA, 2161 nt
Organism: Magallana angulata
Lineage: Eukaryota; Metazoa; Mollusca; Bivalvia; Ostreida; Ostreidae
Product: methyltransferase-like protein 25B
Exons: 11
Coding region: 148-2139 (663 amino acids)
Source: RefSeq, a predicted model, not a curated record
UUCAGAAAAACUAACUCGUCUCGAGUUUCCUCGGUGAAAGAAGAAGCAGUUGUGACUUGUGGGGGAAAAUUACACAUACGAAGAUUUGUCCAUGGUGUGCAGUAAGAAGUCUGUGGGGGACACCAUCAGCGUCAAACUCAGAUCGCCAUGUCGCUGUUAUGUGACGAGAACUCUGUUGUAUUAUUAAGGCAGUAUGUUAAGAAGUUAACGGAAUUCUUAUCCUUGUAUACCUGGAUCAUAGACGCUUAUGUGUCUGACUUCUUUACUAAGGAUCACUGGAGUGGCCUGCCUUUGUCAUGGAAGGAUUGUCUAACAGACACCAAACCCCCAGAGUUGGUGUGGUUACUGACCCAAGACAGCCUGCCAUCCAAGGUGUACCCCCUCUCUCUGCUGGCUUUCAAGCAAUGCACUCAGACUUUUUCAUUGCCAAGGUCACAAGAAGAGGUAAAAGUUCAUGACCUGUUACAGUUAUCUUCAGCCAGGGGGAAAAAAUCAGGAAAUGACCAUAUUCCAAGCUCUCAUAAAGCCUCGGAGUCAAACCAAGGUUAUACAGAAUAUUUAAGGAAGCACGUGAAGCCCAAAAAACUUCAUGAAAUCAAUCAUCUUGGAAAGACGUUGAGAGCCCUGAGAGAUGUGUGUGAUUGUCAGAACAUUGUGGAUGUUGGAGCAGGUCAAGGUCAUUUGUCGAGGUAUUUGACCUUUCAGCAUGGGUUCAAGGUCACCACCGUUGAAGCUGAGGGAUGCCAUGCCCCCAAAGCCCAGAAAUAUGACAGGGAUGCUCAAAGACAAAUAAGAAAGGUAAAAGAGCAGAGAGGAUCUGAAAAUCAAAGUGAGGCUGACCUCCCGAAUCAUGUGACAUGUUACAUCACAGCAGACACAACAGAAGGAAAAUUCCUUGACAUCAUCCAGAGGUCAUUUGACCGAACUGCGUGUUCUACAUGCAGUAACCGUGACUCAGAUCCAAGGGAUAGUAAAUCAACAACACCACAGUCAAAGUCAAAGAUAAGUGAUGCAUCUUCAGACUUGAAACAGAAGGAUGAUGGGACAACAUGUCAUUUCAAUUGUAUAGACUCGGGUAAGAAAGCCAGAUUAAUGUGUGAUACAUCGUGUAUAGAGACCUCCUGUAGUAAAUGCUCAGUGAAUCCAUGUGAUAAGUGUCCAAGUAUUGUCUGUGAUAAGUGCAAACAGAACUUGUGUUCUUCAUUUUGUCAAAAGUGCCAAAGCUCAUCUUUGAACAUAUCCACUGCACAAGACCACCAAAUACUGAAAGAAAACUGUUGUGAAACCUUGAUUCUAGACCAACAUACUGAGAAAGCUGAGAACUGUUUACUAGGAAUUGACCAAAAAGAUGAAUUAAGGGUAGAAAAUUGUGAAAAAUAUAAUGUAAGUGAUAAAACUGGUAAAACAAAUGAAGGAAAGGAAAGUAGUAUUGCAGACCGAGAGUUGUCUUUCCUUGGCUUUAGUAAGAGCACCAGACUACACUUCCUGUUGACCGGUCUCCAUGCUUGUGGUGACCUGACUCCCACAAUGCUCAGAGUGUUCACUUCCUGUCCAGACAUACAGGGUUUAGCAUCUGUUGGCUGUUGCUAUAUGAAGUUGUCUACAGCAAAGCAUCUGGGGACGGAGCCUGCGGGAUAUCCAAUGAGUGAGUUUGUACAACAGCUGCCACAUUCUGCUCUCAGCUAUGAAGCUAGAGAAAUGGCCUGUCAUUUUGCUGACUCUUACAUUCAAAGAUUAAAAGAUAAUCCCCCUGCCCUGAAACUUCACUGUUACAGGGCAGCCCUACAGUGGGUUGUUCUCCAGCUACAGUCCGACUUUGUGACUGGAGCCCAGAAAUUGUCCAUCAGGAAGGCUGAGAAUCUCUCUUUCCCUCAAUAUGCAAGUCAAGGACUAAAACGAUUGGGAUUUAGUAGUGAGAUACCAGACGACAUUUUGGAGGGAGCUUCCUGUUUCCUUGAGCAAUGGAGGCAGGUGGUGAUCUUCUACAGCCUCCGACUCUCCGUGAGUCCUGUUGUGGAAUCACUGAUUUUGUUGGACAGGCAACUUUAUCUUUAUGAACAAGAUGUUUCCUCUUAUCUCGUGCCGAUUUUCGAUCCAAUGACAUCUCCUAGGAAUUUUGUAUUAUUGGCAAGGAAAUAAAGUUUUGUUUAUAUGCACACUU